Chiloscyllium plagiosum (whitespotted bambooshark) is the source of this 2117-nucleotide messenger RNA. NCBI's taxonomy places the organism in Eukaryota, Metazoa, Chordata, Chondrichthyes, Orectolobiformes, Hemiscylliidae. The record is from RefSeq and is a predicted model, not a curated record.
GUACAUCACAAGCAAGAUGGAAGAUAUUUUCAGUUCCCAGUUGGCUCUGGGAAGUUGAUCUUUAUUCAACUAUUACAGUCUGUGUGGUGAAGGUGUUCCCACAAUGCUGCAUGUAAAAGAUUUACCAGCUACUUUCUCAGUAAUGAUGAAGAAUCAUUAUUGUAUGUCCAAGUCAGCAACAAUGAUUUGUUCUUGUACAGUGCUUUUCAAAUAAUAAAACAAUCCAAGGAAUUUCACACAAACGUUAGACAGCAGAACUUAAUACUGAGCCACAUUAGGAGAUGUUAGAGCAAGUGACUAAAAGCUUAAUCUGAGAGGUAACAUUAAUAAAUAUCUUAAGAGAAAUUUGAGUUAGAGUUGGAGAGGUUUAGGAAGGAAAUUCCAGGGCUUGAGGCCUGGAAAAGCCACCAAGUAAGUUGCAAUUAAAACUGGGAAUGCUGAAAUGGCCUAAACUUGAUGAGCACAAAGAUACUCCAGUACAGAGAUUAGAGAUAGGAUGAUGACAACUAUGAAGGAAAGCUGGGAUGAGCAAUUUUAAGUUUUGGUACUUAUUAAUCACCUUUGUCGAUCAUUGUGCACAGGGUGCUGGGUGAACAAGACUUGGUGAUAGUCCAUAAGCAGCAAAGUUUUGGAUGUCUCAACACUUCAGGAGAGUUCAAUGUACUGCCCCACAAGUUACUACAUUCAUUCAGUUAAUUGCACAACCUGCCUGUUUUCUCUCAAGAGUUCUCUUUCAGUUUCUUUUUUAUGCUUUAAUUCAAUUUCACAGAACAUUUAAGAUGGAGGAUUUACAACGCAAACGUCACAUCAGAGCUGACAAAGUUGCUGAAUUUACCAUAGCCUGAUAAGAAUCUUGAGUAUGGAUGGAGAAAACAGUGUUGAUAAGCUCACUGGCGACAAACCAUGGAAAUGUGUGGACUGCAAAGUAGGAUUCAGAUAUCCAUCUCAGCUGGAAACCCACCGACGUACUCACACUGGCGAGAAGCCAUUCUUUUGCUCUGUUUGUGGGAAGAGAUUUGCCUUGUCAUCUGACCUACUGAGACACCAGCGGGUUCACACCGAUGAGAGACCUUUUAAAUGUCCAGACUGUGGGAUGUGCUUUAAAAGUACUGGGAACCUGCUGUCCCAUCAACGUGUUCACACUGAUGAAAGGCCAUUCAGAUGUUCUCACUGUGGGAGUCGUUUCAGGCGAUCAUCCCAUCUCUCUGUACACCAGCGAACUCACACUGGGGAAACAUUCUCCUGCUCCAAGUGUGGGAAAGAAUUCACUCGGGGAUCCAGAUUGCUGAAACACCAGAAAAUUCAUACUCAGCCGAAACAACUGGCCUGUCCUGAGUGUGGGAAGGGAUUCGCUGAGUUAUUCUCCCUGCUGAGUCACCAGCGGGUUCACGCUGGGGAGAGACUGUUCAUAUGUUCCAAGUGUGGGAAGGAAUUUACUCAUUCAUCCAAGCUGCUAUCAGACCAGGACGUUCAAACUGGGAAGGGGCCUUUCACCUGCCCUGAGUGUGGCAAAGAAUUCACUCUGUUAGCCACUCUGCUGACACAUCAGCAUGCUCACAAACCACCAUUAACCUGUCCAGAGUGUGUGAGGGACUCACUGUGUUAGUCUGUCUGCUGACACAUCAGCAUGAUCACAAACCACCAUUAACCUGUCCAGAGUGUGUGAGGGACUCACUGUGUUAGUCACUCUGCUGACACAUCAGCAUGCUCACACAGCACCUGCUUUGCGUGUGGGAAGGAAUUCACUCAGUUGUCCCACCCAUUGAGAUGCAGCAAGUUCACAAGUAAAUGCAGUGAUUGGAUUUUUCUGUCCAAGCGUGACCUGAUUUAAUGUCUUCAUAAUGAAGCAGCCUCUCAGUAACAGUCAUCACUGCAAGAUGGAAUUUCCCAUUCAUGUUUAGGGAGAGAAAAGUCAGUCUAAGACUAGAUUUGGGAAGUCAAAUAAAGGCGAGGGCCAGGGUAUGAAGACAUAAGUGAUUAAACUGAACUGCGGAAUGAAUUUCCUGGGUGACUGAAUGAGACAUAGUGUCAGAUGUUUAAGAAGAUUAGGUUCCCUACAGUGGGGAAACAGGCCCUUCGGCCCAACCAGUCCACACCGACCCUCCGAAGAGUAACCC